AUGGAUGAAGAAUGCGACGUCAUAGUGCUCGGAACGGGCCUCAAAGAAUGCAUUCUCAGCGGCCUCUUCACCUCUCAGUGGAUGGUCUCAAGAUCGAUUGAAAUUCUAAGUGAGCAGUUGUUAGGGAAAAUCUCAAGAGCCUUGAAGCUUCUGAUUCUUCCAGAGGGGAAAGGCAUAAGGGUGGCGGUGGGAGGCGCACACAAGGGGAUUCGAACUGGUGCCAUGGGGUUUUGCAAAUAA
Prunus armeniaca (apricot) is the source of this 240-nucleotide messenger RNA. The record is from the annotation of a GenBank genome assembly. Lineage: Eukaryota; Viridiplantae; Streptophyta; Magnoliopsida; Rosales; Rosaceae.